Messenger RNA from Chrysochloris asiatica (Cape golden mole), 2718 nucleotides. RefSeq names its product chloride channel, voltage-sensitive 2 (gene CLCN2). Gene Ontology annotation, biological process: transmembrane transport; chloride transport. Bases 1 to 2718 code for a protein of 905 amino acids. Gene Ontology annotation, cellular component: membrane. The transcript is spliced from 24 exons. NCBI's taxonomy places the organism in Eukaryota, Metazoa, Chordata, Mammalia, Afrosoricida, Chrysochloridae. Gene Ontology annotation, molecular function: voltage-gated chloride channel activity. The record is from RefSeq and is a predicted model, not a curated record.
AUGGCGGCCGCGGCGGCUGCGGCGGCGGAGGAAGGGAUGGAGCCGCGGGCUCUGCAGUACGAGCAGACCCUGAUGUAUGGCCGAUAUACUCAGGACCUUGGGGCCUUUGCCAAAGAAGAAGCUGCCCGAAUCCGCCUGGGAGGGCCUGAGUCCUGGAGGGGCCCCCCAUCCCCUCGGACUCCCCCAGAGCUCCUGGAAUAUGGACAGAGCCGUUGUGCCCGAUGCCGCAUCUGUUCAGUCCGCUGCCACAAAUUCCUAGUGUCCAGGGUUGGUGAAGACUGGAUUUUCCUGGUCCUGCUGGGGCUCCUUAUGGCACUGGUCAGCUGGGUCAUGGACUAUGCCAUUGCUGCCUGCCUGCAGGCUCAGCAGUGGAUGUCCCGGGGCUUGAACACUAACAUCUUGCUCCAGUACCUGGCCUGGGUCACCUACCCUGUUGUCCUCAUCACUUUCUCAGCAGGAUUUACACAGAUCCUGGCUCCUCAGGCUGUCGGAUCUGGCAUCCCUGAGAUGAAGACCAUCUUGCGGGGAGUGGUACUGAAGGAAUACCUCACUCUCAAGACGUUUGUAGCUAAGGUCAUUGGGUUGACCUGUGCCCUCGGCAGUGGCAUGCCACUUGGCAAAGAGGGCCCUUUUGUGCAUAUCGCAAGUAUGUGUGCUGCCCUGCUCAGCAAGUUCCUCUCCCUCUUUGGGGGCAUCUAUGAGAAUGAAUCCCGGAACACAGAGAUGCUGGCCGCUGCCUGUGCUGUGGGAGUGGGCUGUUGCUUUGCAGCACCUAUUGGAGGUGUCCUGUUCAGCAUUGAGGUCACCUCCACCUUCUUCGCUGUGCGGAACUACUGGCGGGGUUUCUUUGCCGCCACCUUCAGUGCCUUCAUCUUCCGGGUGUUGGCUGUUUGGAACCGUGAUGAAGAGACCAUCACUGCUCUCUUCAAAACCCGAUUCCGGCUUGACUUCCCGUUCGACCUACAAGAGCUGCCGGCCUUUGCUGUUAUUGGUAUUGCUAGUGGCUUUGGGGGAGCCCUCUUUGUCUACCUGAACCGGAAGAUUGUCCAGGUGAUACGGAAGCAGAAGACCAUCAACCGCUUUCUCAUGAAGAAACGCCUGCUCUUCCCAGCUCUGGUGACUCUACUUAUCUCCACUCUGACCUUCCCUCCUGGUUUUGGACAGUUCAUGGCCGGACAGCUCUCACAGAAAGAGACACUGGUUACCCUGUUUGACAACCGGACGUGGGUCCGCCAGGGCCUCGUCGAGGAGCUAGAGCCGCCUGGCACCUCACAGGCCUGGAGCCCACCGCAUGCCAAUGUCUUCCUUACACUGGUCAUCUUCAUUCUCAUGAAAUUCUGGAUGUCAGCUCUGGCCACCACCAUCCCAGUGCCCUGUGGGGCCUUCAUGCCUGUCUUUGUCAUUGGAGCAGCAUUUGGGCGUCUGGUAGGCGAAAGCAUGGCUGCCUGGUUCCCUGAUGGAAUCCACACAGACAGCAGCACCUACAGGAUUGUGCCCGGGGGAUAUGCAGUGGUAGGAGCAGCAGCACUGGCGGGAGCAGUGACACACACAGUGUCCACGGCUGUGAUUGUAUUCGAGCUCACAGGCCAGAUUGCCCACAUCCUUCCCGUCAUGAUUGCUGUCAUCCUGGCCAAUGCCGUGGCCCAGAGCCUACAGCCCUCACUGUACGACAGUAUCAUCCGCAUCAAGAAGCUGCCCUAUCUGCCAGAGCUGGGCUGGGGCCGACAUCAGCAGUACCGGGUGAGAGUGGAAGACAUCAUGGUGCGGGAUGUUCCCCAUGUGGCCCUCAGCUGCACCUUCCGGGACCUACGGUUGGCACUGCACAGGACAAAGGGCCGCAUGCUGGCUCUAGUGGAGUCCCCUGAGUCCAUGAUUCUGCUGGGCUCCAUUGAGCGCUCACAGGUGGUGGCAUUGCUGGGGGCCCAGCUGAGCGCAGCUAGGCGGCGGCAGUACAUGCAGGAGAGGCGACGGGCUGCCCAGGCCUCUCCACCAUCUGAUCCAGAGCGUCCUCUCAGCCCUGACGACACUGCCGUCUGCUUUCAGGUAAACACAGAGGACCCAGGUUUUCCUGCAGCCCGGGGGGAGAGUCACAAACCCCUAAAGCCUGCUCUCAAGAGGGUGUCCAGCAACACCAUGACCCUCAGGGAGAGUCCUACAGGGAGUGGGGAGCCAGCAGGUAUUGCCCUCAGAAGCCUCUUCUGUGGGAGUCCACCUCCUGAGGCUGCUUCAGAGCUGGAGAAGUCGGAAUCAUGUGACAAGCGCAAGCUAAAGCGGGUCCGAAUCUCCCUGGCCAGCGACUCAGAUUUAGAAGGCGAGAUGACCCCCCAGGAGAUUCUGGAAUGGGAGGAGCAGCAACUAGAUGAGCCGGUCAACUUCAGUGACUGCAAAAUCGACCCUGCCCCCUUCCAGCUGGUGGAGCGCACCUCCUUGCACAAGACUCACACCAUCUUCUCACUGCUGGGAGUGGACCAUGCAUACGUCACCAGUAUUGGCCGACUCAUUGGGAUUGUCACGCUUAAGGAGCUCCGGAAGGCCAUCGAGGGCUCUGUCACAGCGCAGGGUGUGAAAGUCCGGCCGCCCCUUGCAAGCUUCCGUGACAGUGCCACCAGCAGCAGUGACACAGAGACCACUGAGGUGCAUGCACUCUGGGGGCCCCGCUCCCGCCAUGGCCUUCCCCGGGAGGGCAGCCCUUCUGACAGCGAUGACAAGUGCCAGUGA